This is a messenger RNA of Babesia sp. Xinjiang, 4368 nucleotides long. RefSeq names its product Tubulin-specific chaperone D. Gene Ontology annotation, biological process: post-chaperonin tubulin folding pathway; tubulin complex assembly; microtubule cytoskeleton organization. Lineage: Eukaryota; Apicomplexa; Aconoidasida; Piroplasmida; Babesiidae. The transcript has a single exon. Gene Ontology annotation, molecular function: beta-tubulin binding; GTPase activator activity. The record is from RefSeq and is a predicted model, not a curated record. Bases 1 to 4368 code for a protein of 1455 amino acids.
AUGGAAAACGAUCACAUCGAAAAUACAGUCAUUUUCUGCUCCGAAAAUGAAGAAGUAUACGGAAUUGUAGAAAAACUAGUAGCAGAUUGUGAUCAAUUGAUAUUCAGAACUGAUGUCUCAUUGGAAACACCCUCAUACCAAUCUUCCAUUGAAAGCAACGAACAGGAACUGGAAGACAUCAAAUCACCAGUAUCAGAUAAUGAACUGAAAAAAAAUACAAAUAAAACAAAAAAUAAAAAAAAUAAAAAUAAAUCACCAAAAAAAGAAGAAAAAAAAGAUCCACCAAGUGUUAAACUACUUAAAGCUAUAGCAAAUACAACAAAAGAAUUAGAAAAUAAUGUAGCGAAGUUUAUGGAUAACCCUUGGACUAUACUCAAACAUGUCGAAGGAUUGGUUAAUAACUGUCUAGAACUGUUGAAAAAAUUCAUAAAAACAACGAAACAAAAUUGGGAAGAAGUUAUAACCUGCGCACCAAACCACCCCAAAAGACCUGCUUUGUUAGCAAUAGAACAUGUUUGUUAUCAUGUAUACAAUGUAGCAAAAGUAGCCAGACUCAGAAGGAUGAUACCAUUCCUGCCAAAUGAUGUCAAACUAUUGGUACCGGUUAUUGAGUUCGUGGAAUUCCUACAAAAAAAUAACAGAAUUGGAAUGGAUUUGAAAUAUGAUAAUAGAAGAUGGUGUAUGGAUUAUGUAUUCCUAGCAUGGAUAGCGAUACUGGUAUAUACACCGUUCCAAUUAUCAACAAUAUGGAAAGAUGAAACUGGACAAGGGAUCACACUACAAACUAGAAUUGUCAAUAUUGCACUCCAUUAUCUGUUAACGUCAACAAGGUCAAGGGAAGCAGCAGCUGUGGUUCUAUCAGCAUUGUACGCAAGACCAGAUGUUAACACUGACGAAUUCACACAAUUCAUACAGUACUGCAUAGCAGUAUUGGCACAACAAAAUGGAACCAAUACAGCGGAAAUGGAUCUCGAUAACGAUGAAAUGGACCAAGAUAAUCAAGAACAAAAUAUUAUCAAAUAUAUAGAUAUACCAAACACCACAACGAAUGAACAUAAACAAAUUGGGAUACUAACCGUGCUUAAACAAAUGCUCAAACAUAUGUCAAGAGAUGAACUUCAAGCACAUAUACCCAAAUUAGCAGAAUGCAUCAUCAACAAUAACGUAACAAACUCAGCAGCAUAUAGGAAACUUAAAGCUGGAUGCCUAGGAAGAUUAGCAAUACAUAUAUUGCCGCCAGAGUUUACUGCACAAAAAUAUAGAAAAAUGUGUAAACAGCUGAUAGAAACGAAACCUGUUGUUACGGAACCUGAACCACUUGUUGAAAAUUUCCAAAUCGAUGAAAGGGUAGAAACUAUUGUGGAAGAUCUACUCUUCCUACUGAUAGAUAAUGAUAUGAGGGUAAGAUGGGCAUCAGCUAAGUCAAUAGGAAGGAUAUCAGCAAAACUACCAAUGUACCUCAAUGAACAAAUCAUAGAGUAUAUACUAAAUAUCAUACAUAACGAGUAUGACACCGAACUCGAAUGUUUCACAAAGGGAGAAGCACCUGUACAUGGAAGCUGCCUUGCUAUCGCCGAAAUUAUAAGAGGUGGCAUAUUACACCCACAUAUGUUAGACAAAGUAUUGGAUUGUGUAGUUUUGACAUUGGAUUUUGAUGUAUGGAGAGGAAAAGGAUCUGCUGGUACAUCAGUUAGGGAUGCAUCAUGUUAUAUUUGCUGGGCAAUUGUUAGGAACUUCGCAAGCUCACUGAUACAACCCUCACACCUUAUACCAAUGAGCAAGUCACUAGUUAACAUGGCAGUAUUCGAUAUAUCAAUCAACUGUAGACGUGCAGCAUGUGCGGCAUUACAGGAAUUUGUAGGAAGAAUUGGUGAUGUCGCAUAUGGGUUGGACAUAAUCACUAUGGCAGACUACUAUUCCGUGUCGAACCGCAGAAACGCGUUCAUCAAAGUGUCAUACGAUAUAUCCAAACUAGGGUUCUACACCAUAUCUAUGGUGGAUAAUCUUAUGAAAACAAAAAUACAUCAUCCAGAUAUAACAACCAGAAGGUACGCUGCAACGGCACUAGGAAGGAUCACUUUAGCACUCUUGGAUGCACCGAAUAGCCAAAUUAUCACCAGAAAUGGACAACCGGUUUAUCUAGAAGUUGUACACGAUUGCUUAUCAAAGUUAAUCACGAGAAAUUUAGGGGUCAUGCACGGUAGUUUAUGCGCUAUAGCACAGAUACUGCAGAACCUUGUUACACACGGGGACCUUAUAACCAGCGCUUUCGAUAAUAUCAGACAAGUACCCGUCAUAUUCGAACGUAACAGGUUGUUCAGAUUGAAAGGAGGGGUAAUCAUAAGACAAGCGAUAUGUGAGUUGAUCAGGGCUAUAUGCCGUAUUACCAUAAAUAACAAGGAAUUGACUAUCAAGGAUACAGAAAUGGAUAUAUACAUUGUGAUUCUCAAAGAUUGUCUCAGAAGUUUCACAAUCGAGGUACAGAUAUCGGCAGUAGAAGCUUUAACAGAUCUUUUCGAAAUACUGCAACACACACGGAAAAUACAAGCCACUGAACUUGUUGAACACCUUAUCACCUCUAUAGAAAACACUUCUGACAAUGUAUCGGCAAGGAGGGGACAUGCACUAGCUUUCGCAGCUAUCACAAAGGAACUGGCUAUAGAACAACACCAAAAGAUAGUUAAUGUCCUGUGCGAAGAAGUUGUUACCAAUUCCAAACAUAAACAUAUCAAUGAUGCACAAACAAGGCAACAUGCAUUGAUAUCACUGGCACAAAUUGUCCAUCAUAUAUCGCAAGAACAAGUUUCAUCACAAGUAUGUGAAAGGAUAGUAGCAACGUUGGAACACAGCUGCACUGAUUAUGAUGUAGAUACAAGAGGAGACGUAGGGUCAUGGGUACGAGAAGUUACACUAGAAGUUAUUUGCUAUCUACUACAUAUGCAGAGGACUAACAUGGCACAAGGGAUAAAAUUCACCAUGAUGAACUCAAUGGGAGAAAGUCGGAUACUGAGACUAGCACAAAGCCUAGUUGUUAUAUCUCUAGAACCACUGGAAAAUACAAGGGCACGGGCCACUUUCAUGUAUGCACAUAUUUUCGGAGGGUCGUUCAAUUUCAAACCAGAAUGGAUAUGGAAACGUAUAUUUUAUGGAGCAACCUACGAAUAUGAAAUAGCAAGAUGUGGAACCUUCCCAAUAUCUUGUAUAGAUCAAGCUUCAGCAGUCGAACAUGUCACAACAUGCAUGAGCUCACGUAAUAGAUUGACACAAAGAUGUGAUUCCGCCGCAUCAACAUCUAUACCGGAACAUGGAAUAUGGACUGCACAACAGGAAUAUACACAACGCUCGGAUAAUGAACUAGACACAGAUCCAGAAUACCCAUCUUCACUAUCACCUGGAAUUAAGAUGGGUGUUAUACCGGAAAAUUCUACACGCUCUAUUUCAAAAGAUCGAUCUAGAGGAACACCAGAGUUCGCCUGUGGGCAUGAACGAUACCUAGAGGAAUCUAUAAUUAUGAAGAGCAGAGAAACGCCCCUACUCGCUGCUAUUGCACAUAACAUCAACUGGCAUGUGGUACAUACAUUCGAUCUACAGGAGUUGAUACUCAGCCUAUCGUCAGAUAGUAUGGAAUCUGGUGAAACUUUUCCUAGAUUGUGUAACAAUCUAGCUCUAAGGUUCCCAGGAUAUUCGGUGGCACCUCUAUGCUUCGAACAUUUCCUGUCGUUGAUAUAUCUACCAACGUUCUCAUACAUUCUGGUAAGAGCUCUACUACAUGUUCUAGGCGGGAUGGCGAUACAGCAGAUAUGGAACGCACGUACUCUAGAAGCAGUCGUCAUAGAUUUCUUGCGUUCUCAUUUGAAUGCAAGGGUACAAGCGGAAUCGGGUGAAUGGAUGGAACUACAACAUAUGUUAUCACUGUAUGUAGUCAAAGCGUAUAGCGCAGCUAUACAGGCAAGAAAUACCAAACUAUGCGCAAGGGUAGUGUCCACAACUCGAAUGUUUAUCAACCAGGGGUUUAUAGUACCGGGAUACGAACUAGCAGAUCUUUUAGCAAAGGAAUCACGUAUAGCUGCAAACUACAGCUACCUAAAAGGAAUCUACAAGUGUCUACUUAAACUUUAUUACGCAACAGGUAAUGGGCCUGGAGCACGCUGUGCACUACGUGCCAUGAUAGGAUAUUUGACACACAAAUAUCCAACACUAAGGCAAUACGCACACGUCAACCUGAUGGAUGUACUCAGUGAGUGCACUUGGGGAAUCAACACCGAAACUUUAGCAUCAGCGCUCUCGGUGCUUGACGAUCAAAUGAACAGGGACGGCAUCGCAAAAACCGAACUUAUAUCGCGUAUUCACUCACUAUUGAAUCUUUAA